GUUGUAUGUAAUAUUUAUCGACAAGCUGCAUGCGCCUGCCGUCGUCCGCACUUUUGAAGGUAAAAUUAGGCUGUAAACGAUCAAAGAUUUUUUUAAAAGGUUGCAACAAAUACCAAAUUUAAUUCUUCUGCGUCCUAUGCACGUUUGAACAUGGCUGAAGCAGGACCUUCCAGCUCUAACGAUGCAUCAAGCAGCGGCAUCCAAAGUCCAGAACAGAGGCUAGAAAGGGCUUCAGAUUACAAGAACACUGGCAACGAAUGCUACAAGAACAAGGAUUACAAAGGUGCCAUUGGGAAGUACCACAGAGCCCUCAUGUGUAUCAAGGACUUAGACAUGGGUGCAACAAGAAGAAACAUGAGUGCUGCUCUUGGUCUAGCAAGGCCAGGACCAGGUCAGGAUCAAGCAGCAUCUAGCCUUAAUCAAGCAACCAUACCUCAGCAUAUGUUGGACCAGGCAGCUGAAUUUGAAUUGAGCUGUUUGAACAAUUUAGCAGCGUGUCUACUUCAACUACCAGCUCCUGAUUACAGCAAAGUAGAAUAUUACUGCAAUCAAGUCCUUGAUAGAUCUGGCAGGAAUGUGAAAGCACUGUACAGGAGAGGAGUAGCACGGUACCAUCUACAUGACUACGAGGGUGCGCAUGAAAGUCUUUCAAAAGCAAACAGAAUUUCACCCGGUAUGUUGAAAUGUUUAUUUAUCUAUUUAUUCACUGAUCAGUACAGAUAUUUGGUAAAAUUAUGAUAAAUGUGGGAUUUAGCGCCCCCUUUCCUAGCCUCUCGUUUUGCCUACUCUGAACUUUGAACAUAGGGCAUGAGCGAAAGACUUUCAAAAGCAAAGAUAAUUUCACCUGGUAGUGGGAGGUUGAAAUAUUAUUUGGUUUACUGAUAUAGAUUAUUUCUGGUAAAGUUUUGGAAAAUCAUAUACCCCCAGCCUUAGUCUCUCGUGUUGUAUUGGGAUUAAUGUUACUUACUUUAUUGGCACUUAUUUUUACUGAGGUGUCCUCAGGCCUUGUAUUUUAAUAUUUCAAGGGCAAGGCCAUUUUUUUCAAAUGGGCACUUUUAAUAAUAUUACACUAU
Lytechinus pictus (painted urchin) is the source of this 1073-nucleotide messenger RNA. RefSeq names its product tetratricopeptide repeat protein 9C-like. The transcript has 3 exons. The coding region runs from base 151 to 738 and encodes 195 amino acids. The record is from RefSeq and is a predicted model, not a curated record. Gene Ontology annotation, molecular function: protein binding. Lineage: Eukaryota; Metazoa; Echinodermata; Echinoidea; Temnopleuroida; Toxopneustidae.